CUAUAUAAACCACUCAGACUUCCCCCAAAGUUCACAACUAAUAAAGUAGUCUUUGAGGUGUGAGGCCAUGGCUAUUUUCUCUAGAGUAGUGAUCCCUUUGAAAAUCACCCUCAUCAUAUUCACCAUAACACUGAUCUUUUCCCCUUCACUAAUCUCCUCUGCUUUCACUCCCAAAAAAUUCAAAAAAAUCUAUGCAUUUGGGGAUUCCUAUACAGACACAGGCAACACACACUCAGCCACUGGCCCUAGCUCUUUCAAUUACGUAUCAAAUCCACCUUACGGCAACACAUUUUUUCACCAUCCAACAAACAGAUACUCCGACGGUCGAUUAGUCAUCGAUUUCGUAGCGGAAUCACUGUCGUUGCCGUUUUUACCGCCUUAUCGAGAUCUGAAAGCGGAUAAAACUUAUGGUGUUAAUUUUGCUGUAGCUGGUUCUACUGCUAUAAGGCACAGAUUUUUUGUGAAGAACAAUAUCACUUUGAAUGUGACUCCACAAUCGCUUCAAACGCAGCUCACGUGGUUUAACAGGUUUUUAGAGAGCAAAGGUUGUGUGAAUUCUACAUCGACGCCGCAGCAGUGCGAGGCGUUGUUUAGUGAUGCUCUGUUUUGGGUGGGUGAAAUUGGGGCUAAUGACUAUGCGUAUAGCUUUGCAUCUACUGUUUCACCCAACACGAUUCAACGGCUUGCUACCAGAAGUUUCACUGGUUUUUUACAGGCAUUAUUGAACAAGGGAGCAAAAUAUGUACUUGUUCAAGGUCUUCCACCAACAGGUUGCUUAACACUGUCCAUGUAUCUGGCACCUGACACAGACAGAGAUGCCAUGGGAUGUGUGGGAAGUGCAAACAAGCACAGCAUCCUCCACAACAGCAUCAUCCAAGCCCAAUUAGAUUCAUUCAGAAAGCAGUUCCCACAAACUGUCAUUGUUUAUGCAGACUACUGGAAUGCAUACAGCACAGUUGUGAGAAAUCCAAACAAGAAUGGCUUUAAAGAGGUGUUCAAAAGUUGUUGUGGCGCUGGUGGCGGAAGUUUAAACUUCGAUAUAUUCAGUACUUGUGGUUCUCCUUCUGCAAGCUCUUGUCCGGAUCCAUCUCAGUAUAUUAACUGGGAUGGUGUUCAUCUUACCGAAGCCAUGUAUAAGACUAUGGCUAGCAUGUUUCUACACGGGAAAUAUUGUAAACCUCCAUUUAGUUACUUGCUAGCCAAAAAACAGUAGUUCUGAACCGCGAGUCAGUACGUGGUCUCAAAAUUGUUUUAGACGACAAAUUUCUAUUUCUUUAUUUCUUUAUGUUCUUUAAAUUUAUGUCAAAUCUAAUGAUAUUGUCCCGUCAAAUUAGGUUGGAGGAGAGUAUUGAAAAAGUGCUUUGUAAGAGUCUGUUUGAAGGAUUUUAUACAUAAAGUCGGGUCUCAUUCAUGAACUCUACACAAUAAGACUCUUUCAUUUUCUCGAA
Solanum lycopersicum (tomato) is the source of this 1448-nucleotide messenger RNA. Its product is annotated as GDSL esterase/lipase At3g48460. Gene Ontology annotation, molecular function: hydrolase activity, acting on ester bonds. Lineage: Eukaryota; Viridiplantae; Streptophyta; Magnoliopsida; Solanales; Solanaceae. The record is from RefSeq and is a predicted model, not a curated record.